This is a messenger RNA of Triticum dicoccoides, 5824 nucleotides long. RefSeq lists its product as uncharacterized. Lineage: Eukaryota; Viridiplantae; Streptophyta; Magnoliopsida; Poales; Poaceae. The coding region runs from base 1029 to 3656 and encodes 875 amino acids. The record is from RefSeq and is a predicted model, not a curated record. The transcript has a single exon.
UAUCCAAACAAUGUAUACCUAAACCUCCCUCUGUGAGGAAUAUACUUCAGCAUAUUCGAGUUAAUACAAGCAAGUUAGAACCCUAGAUCGAAUCCCUUGUCUGAAAUUUCCCCGAUCUGCUUGUGGGGUGUGACAAUUGGUAUCAUGAGCCAUCGAUUUCCUCGGCGGUGCGAUCGCGCGUGUUCGUGCUAAUUUUUUUUCUUCCCUCCCUUCCCACCCUUGGUUGGCGACGGCGGCGGUGUUCACGGGUGUGGGACGGGGAAUUGGCGGUGCAGGCGGCGGUGUUUUGUUCGUCGGCAGCUCGGAGGGCGGUACUGGUUGCUGAGACACCUCGUCUCGGUAGUGAAAUUCCAGGUACGCGCACGAGUGGUGCUGUUCGGUGGCGUAAAUUUUGGCGGCGGCAGGAUCCGUGAGCGGUUCGGGUUGCCGUUGUUGCGGUGGUAAAAUUCCUCUCCGUUAGCGUGAUCAUGGGGCGUUCGAAGCCAAGCAUCGACGAGUCUGAGCUCGCUGAACUUCUUCAGCUCAAGGAAGACGUGCUGACAAAUCGAGAGGAUACUACUGGGCUUCGGGAAGAGGUUGAUCUGUUAAGGAAAGAGGUGUGUCUCACAAAUGCCAAGCAGGAUGACAUGAAUAUUGUACUCUCAACAGUUCAGAAAGCAGUUUUUGCCCUCAGUGAUCAGUUAACCACAAUUACUGAUGUUCUGAAGAAUUUGGGUGCUCAAGGAGCAAGUUCCUCUGCUCAACCAACAGCCAGAGUUACAGAGCAACAAGGGGGAAGAACAGAUCCACCCCCCAUUGUUCAGACAACCAUUGAAAAUCCCAUGGAAUCAGUCGAACAGGGGCAAAGGCUACUCACAGAGGAAUUAAGGAAGCGUUUACUGUUGGAACAGGAAAAAACAAGACAGUAUACACUAUUUAGUGCUUCUAGAUUGCCCCCUAUACAAAUUGGACAGAAAUAAGUUCCUCCUGGGUUCAACAGAGCAAACCCACAUGAGAUCCCAUCAGAAAAUGCAAGCCCUACUGCCCAAAUGAAAACUGCUAGAACAACAUUCAUUCCUCAGCCAAAUCAAACUGAAACAAAUGUAUUCUGGGAGGAAUACUACAGGAAUUAUGAGAAGGAAAUGAGAACACAGUUCCUAAAGAACAUUACCAAGGGUCCUAGAAUGGAUUUCCCAAGGUUUGAUGGUGAUAAUCCUGGAGGAUGGAUCAGACAGGCUGAAAAAUACUUCCAAAUGUCUGGAGCUCCAAAUGAAUAUAAAGUGUCCCUUGCACAACUCUACUUCACUGACAGAGCUGAUGUUUGGUUAAGGAGGUCAGGUCUACUGAAGAAACAUCCUACAUGGCCACAAUUCUGUGAAGAGGUACUCAAAAGAUUUUCUCCCACAAGCUCCUAUGAUCUAACUGAUAGGUUUACUGCAUUCAAACAAGGAAACCUGUCCAUUUCUGAGUACACAGAUAAGUUUGAGUCCCUGAUGGCAGAAAUGCAAGAAGAAAACCCUUCACUGUCUGAAGAGUGGUUCAUCAAAUGUUUUGUAAAUGGAAUGAAACCUCAUAUCAAAUUCCAACUCAGACCAUUGAGGCCCCCUUCUCUGACUGAAGCUUAUUGGUUAGUUGUGGAUAUGGAGCAGGCCUUAAUCCCCAAAAAGAAUUCGUUUCCAAACAGUUACCAGAAAAAUCCUUACAACUCUUUCAAAACUCCUAGGUUUGAAACUAAACUGCCUGAGCAGAAAUUACCUGCAGUAGUACAAAAAGCCAGAGAGCCGGGUAAAUGCUGGAGAUGUGGUGAUAAUUGGUUCCAUGGGCAUAAAUGCAAACAAGCUCCUGUGAUCAACAUGUUGACAGGAGAAGAACCAACAGAACCAGGGGAGGAACAGGAUACUGGGUCAGAACAUGAAGCAGAAGAAAGUGAGGAGGCUCAGGAGAAAUGCAUGAAAAUAUCUGCACAAGCUAUGGACCCUGACAGUGUUAACACCAUGUCCAUAUUAAUUCAGGUGGGAGGAAAACAGGUUGUGGCCUUGAUUGAUUCAGGAAGUAACUCCACUUUCAUGAACUUGCAGUUUGCCCUCAAAACAAAUUGCACAAUUUUGAAAGACAAAAGCAGAUCAGUGGCAGUUGCAGGUGGAGGAAAAUUGUGGUCUGGAGCUUAUAUUCCAAAAACUUAUUUCACUACAGCCAAACAGAAGUUCCUUCAGACAUUUAGAAUAUUGGAAAUUCCUGGUCAUGAUGUGGUUUUGGGUUGUGACUGGUUAGCUAAGCAUAGCCCCACAUCUUUUGAUCACAUCCAAAGAACAAUUACUGUUCACAAAGAUAGGGUACUACCUGUCACAAUUCCUGCUUGUGAUGUUAUGGAAAAUGCAACUGAGGUGGAUGAGAAAGAGAUGAACAAGCUCCUCCUUAAAGGUGCACCAGGAUAUGCUUUAUUCCUGAUCAAUACUCUAAGGGAAAAACAUCAGAAAACUGCAGUAUCUGAUACUAUAACACCUGCUACAAGGGAGAAUGUUUCUAACACUGUCAGUGUGGAAACAGGGCAAGAAAACAGUAGUGCUGAGAACAAAUCUGACACAAGGAACAGUGCUUCUAAGUUCAACAUUGUAAAAGAAAAUGAGAUAGAUAUGUUGAAACAAAAUGCAGAGGAAAACAAAUACAAGUUGUUGAGCAACACUGAACUGCCUGUUCCUAUGCAAGAAUUGUUACAGAAAUUUCAGGAUGUCUUUGCUGAACCAGAAGGACUGCCACCAGUGAGAGCUUUUGAUCAUGAAAUCCCUCUACAACCAGGUGCAAUUCCCCCCUCUUCCAGACCUUACAGAAUCCCUCACAGACAUAGACAUGAAAUGGAACAUCAAGUGCAAAAGCUGUUGUCCAACAGAAUCAUCAGAGAAAGCCAGAGUCCAUAUGCCGCACCAGCUAUUUUAGUUGCUAAAAAGGAUAAUUCUUGGAGAUUGUGCCAGGAUUUCAGAAACCUCAAUGCUCUCACUAUUAAAAACAAAUUCCCUAUACCUGGUAUAGAAGAUUUUUUGGAUGAACUGCAAGGAGCCAAAUACUUUACCAAGCUUGAUUUAAGGUCUGGAUACCACCAAAUCAGGAUGAAUGAAAAGGAUAUCCAUAAAACUGCAUUCAUAACUCAUUUUGGGCAUUUUGAAUAUUUGGUAAUGCCUUUUGGCCUUGCAAAUGCCCCAGGCACAUUUCAAGCCCUCAUGAACAGCAUUCUAGCCCCUUAUCUCAGGGUUUUUGUGUUGGUAUUCUUUGAUGAUAUCUUGAUUUUCAGCAAAACUCUGGAAGAACAUGUUCAACAUGUGGAAACUAUACUAAUUGUGCUCAGCAAGGAGAAAUUAUAUGUGAAACUCUCCAAGUGCCUCUUUGCAGUUAACCAAGUGGAAUAUCUGGGUCAUAUAAUUUCUGGUGAGGGUGUUGCUACUGAUCCUGCUAAGAUUGUGGCUGUAGCUGACUGGAAAACCCCUACAACUGUAUAUCAAUUGAGAGGAUUUUUGGGUCUUUGUGGGUAUUAUAGAAGAUUUGUUAAAAAAAUUGGACCAAUUGCAAGACCCUUGCAUGAUAUCUUGAAGAAAGACAGUUUUCAGUGGACAGUAACACAAGAUAAGGCUUUCCAAGCUCUGAAAAAAUGCACUUAUUACUGCACCAGUUUUAGCUUUACCUGAUUUCUCUUUGCCAUAUGUCAUUGAGACUGAUGCAUCUAGUGUGGGAUUGGGAGCAGUAAUGAUGCAGAAUGGCAGAGCUAUUGCUUACUACAGUUCCUCCUUGUGCCCAAGAAAUGCUGCAUUGUCCACAUAUGAGAAGGAAGCUUUGGCUAUAGUAGAAGCUUUAAAAAGGUGGAGACACUACUUGGUAGGACACAAACUGAUCAUUAGAACAGACCAUCAAAGUUUAAAGUUCAUGACUGACCAGAAAUUACAUACUGGAAUUCAACACAAGCUGAUGUUGAAAUUACUGGAGUUUGACUUUUAGUUGGAAUACAAAAAAGGAAAGGACAACACAGUAGUUGAUGCACUAUCCAGGAAAUAUCAGUUAAAUGCAAUUUCUUUGAUCACACCAAAAUGGACAAAAGAAGUGGAAAAAUCUUAUCAAAAGGAUGCAAAAGGCAAAGAGUUACUGGAAAAACUGCUGCUAGCUCCUAAUCAUACAUACCAACAUGAUUCUUUGCAUAAUAGUCUCAUAAGGCACAAGGGCAAAAUCUACAUUGGAAAUGAUGUAGAACUCAAAUCCAAAAUCAUACAAGCCUUACAUUCAUCGACUUUGGGAGGGCAUUCAGGCAGAAAAGCUUCUUAUGAAAGGAUAAAGAAAAUUUUCUAUUGGCCUGGCCUCAAAUCUGAUGUAGAAAAAUGGGUGACAGAAUGCCAUGUUUGUCAGAAAAAUAAGGGGGAAACCUGCCAUUAUCCUGGGCUACUUGACCCUCUGCAUAUUCCUGAUAUGGCAUGGACUCAUCUGAGUAUGGAUUUCAUAGAAGGACUUCCAAAGUCACAAGGGAAGGAAGUGAUUUUUGUGGUUGUUGACAGGCUCACAAAGUUUGCACACUUCCUUACUCUGUCACAUCCUUUUACUGUGAAGACAGUGGCUCAAGUAUUCAUUGACAAUAUCAUUAAACUGCAUGGCCCUCCUAUUGCCAUAGUAUCUGACAGAGACAAAAUUUUCACUGGUCAGCUAUGGAAGGAUAUUUUUGCAGCACUGAAAGUUGACUUGAGAUACAGUUCAGCUUAUCAUCCACAAUCAGAUGGCCAAACCGAGAGGGUUAACCAAUGCAUUGAAAACUAUCUCAGGUGUCUUACUUCUGCUCAUCCAACCAAGUGGGUGCAACAUUUACCAAUGGCUGAAUAUUGGUACAAUAGUUCAUUUCAUUCUUCUCUGAAGAAGACCCCAUUUGAGGCUCUUUAUGGGUAUCCUCCUCCACAACUCAGUGAAUAUGUCAUUCACAACAAUGAAACUAAAGAACUGUUAACAGACAGACAGCAACUGUUGGGUGUUCUAAAGGAAAACUUGCAGCGUGCUCAGGAGAGGAUGAAAAAGUUUGCUGACCGCAAACGCACGGAAAGAUCUUUUCAGGAAGGCGACAUGGUAUAUUUGAAGAUGCAACCUUAUCUUCUGAAUGCUUUUGGAGUUAAAACACACAUUAAACUCCAAAGCAAAUUUUAUGGACCAUUUAGGGUGCUACACAAGGUGGGAAAUGUGGCCUAUCAUCUCAUAUUGCCUGAGGGAGCGAAGAUCCACCCAGUUUUCCAUGUCAGUCACUUAAAGCGCCAUAUUGGUCCUCAGGUUGUUCCUUGCGCUGAUUUACCAUUGGUAACAGAAGAGGGCAAUAUCAAGCAGGAACCGGCACUGGUUUUGCAAACGUGCCAAAUUCCGAGAAACAACCUGCCCGUGGUGCAAUGGUUGGUCCAAUGGGCGAACCUACCUCUGGAGGAUUCCUCGUGGGAAGAUGCAGAUUUCAUCAAAUACACAUUUCCGUCUUUCUUCAAGCAAACAGUUGAGAGUUGGCGCCAAGGACGUUGAGAAUUGAGACUCCUUGAGGACAAGUUCAUUUUCUCGAGGGGGCAUUGUCAGGUGCAGAAGAAGUUCAGUUAUUGGUCGGCUGUCAAGCGUCAAGUAGAAAGGAUCCGACGGCUCGCUUCGCUCGCCCGUUCCCUGUACCGUUUCAGCAGGUUGCCGGUCACUGUUACCUUUUAGCUGUUGUCGAGGCUAUAUAACAGCCAGCGCUGUGCGCUUGUAGCCAUUCAUUCGAUUCCCAGAAAUAUCCAAACAAUGUAUACCUAAACCUCCCUCUGUGAGGAAUAUACUUUAGCAUAUUUGAGUUAAUACGAGCAAGUUAGAACCC